CUCAGCUGUAAAAGGUGGGAUAUUCGUCGAUCUCACUCUAAACAGGACUUUUAAUACGCCUCUUUACUGAUCUCUGCUGGACAUUUGUGGAAUAACAUCUUGACAACCAGAGACGAUGAACAAGCAGAUAUAUAUCCACUAUAACUACACAGGGAAGCUGGAAAACCGUCAGAAUGGAAAAAUCACAGGUGGUGGCGUCACCUUGGAUGCUAAAACCAUCGUGUUCCUCAUCAUCUGUUGCUUCAUAAUCCUGGAAAACCUGAUUGUUCUAGUAGCAAUAUGGAAAAACCACAAGUUCCACAACCGCAUGUACUUCUUCAUAGCCAACCUGGCAUUGUGUGACCUUCUGGCUGGGGUGGCUUAUAUCGUCAACCUCCUCAUGUCAGGGGAGAAGACCCUUCACCUGUCCCCAGUGUUGUGGUUUGUGAGGGAAGGGAGCAUGUUUGUAGCCCUGGGGGCUUCCACAUUCAGUCUCCUGGCUAUAGCUAUAGAGAGACAUCUGACCAUGAUUAAAAUGAGGCCCUACGACGCCAAUAAGAAUUACAGGGUGUUCUUGCUCAUAGGGACCUGCUGGCUCAUAGCGAUAUCCCUGGGAGCAUUGCCCAUCCUGGGGUGGAACUGCUUGGACAACCUCCCUGACUGCUCCACAGUCCUACCACUCUAUACCAAGAAGUACGUGGCCUUCUGCAUCAUCAUCUUCAUGGCCUUGCUGCUGGCCAUGUCCGUCCUGUACAUACGCAUCUACAUGUUGGUGAGGACCAGCAGUCGCAAUGUGACGAAGCAUUCAAACUCAGAGCACUCCAUGACCCUCCUCCGUACUGUCAUCAUCGUGGUCGGCGUCUUCAUUGCAUGCUGGAUGCCCAUCUUCGUCCUCCUCCUCAUCGAUGUGGCCUGCGAGCACCGCUGCUGCGCCAUCCUCUACAAGGCCGACUACUUCAUAGCCCUGGCCGUGCUCAACUCUGCCAUGAACCCUGUUAUCUACACCUUGGCCAGCAGGGAGAUGAGGAGAGCCUUCUUUAGCUUGGUCUGUGGCUGUCUGAUGAAGGGGAAGGUCUCCAUUAGCGGUGAGCCCAAUAAGCCCAAUAACCUGGAGCACAGCAGGAGCACAGCUGGAGCACAGCAGGAGCACAGCAGGAGCACAGCCCAUAAUAAUCCUAACAACCACAGCAGGGCAGAUGAGCAGCAGAAGGACAGGGACAGUAGUCGGAAUAUUAUAGUGGCACAGACCUUGAUAAAGAGUACAACAUCAUCGUGCGUCAAUGUGGCCAAUGGAGAGGAGGGUUGAGGUUUUCUGGGCCCUGACCCUCCAUAUCCGAAUCAAUCUGAGUGGACACAAGAGACUACGAAGUGUGGCAACGCGAGACAUUGUAGCCCUAUGCUGUGCAUAGGAUGGAGAGACAUUGAAGGACUAUAAUGUAACUAUACUGAAAAAAUAUAUAAACGCAACAUGCAUAGUGUUGGCCCCAUGUUUCAUGAGCUGAAGUAAGAGACCCAAAAUUUUCCAUGCACACAAAAAGCUUAUUUCUCUUAAAUUUUGCACACCAAUGUGUUUACAUCCCUGUUAGUGAGCAU
Molecule: messenger RNA, 1572 nt
Organism: Salvelinus namaycush (lake trout)
Lineage: Eukaryota; Metazoa; Chordata; Actinopteri; Salmoniformes; Salmonidae
Product: sphingosine 1-phosphate receptor 3
Exons: 2
Coding region: 116-1285 (389 amino acids)
Biological process (GO): G protein-coupled receptor signaling pathway
Cellular component (GO): membrane
Molecular function (GO): sphingosine-1-phosphate receptor activity
Source: RefSeq, a predicted model, not a curated record